Molecule: messenger RNA, 6971 nt
Organism: Pomacea canaliculata
Lineage: Eukaryota; Metazoa; Mollusca; Gastropoda; Architaenioglossa; Ampullariidae
Product: calcium-activated chloride channel regulator 1-like
Exons: 12
Coding region: 123-2759 (878 amino acids)
Source: RefSeq, a predicted model, not a curated record
UACAAUGAAAUGUCGACUACGCAAUAUUUAUCACCAACUGACACACUUUACUCUAGGGAUAGAAGCCCCUGGCUUGCUGAAACUCAAAAUUUCCUUGUGGUGGCUUUAUCUCAGCUGAUGUCAUGCUACACACGUGCUUGUCACAGUCACCUCGUCCCUUAUCGUCCAGUCAGAGGUUAAAAAACAACAGCCUUGAAACGUGGGUGACAGGAAACAUGGCGAAGAUCCUCAACUCGCCACCGUCGGCUGUCGCCGUGUUGAUGGUCCACCUGGUGGCGGCCAUCUCGGGGCCGAGCUCCGUCCAGUUGCAAAACAACGAGUACAAGAAUGUCCUAGUAGCCAUCAGCCCGGAUGUUCCAGAAGAUCCUGCACUCAUACAGAGCAUUAAGAAUGCGUUUAUCGGGGCGUCAUCGUACCUAUACUUGGCGACCAAUCAAAGGGCCGUCUUCCGUGACGUCAUCAUUCUCGUGCCCAGCACGUGGCGAGUGCAAGCUUCCUACGGCGCUUCUACGUGGCAAGUUCUCGGCAGCGCUGACGUGGUUGUCACGGGGAGUCUGGCACCUGCCGCCCCGUCGCCGCCGUUGGGAGGAGCUCCGGGGGAGUCUUCCGUCGCUUCACAAGCUGCAGCUGCUGCAACCUUCACAAAAUCCUACGCCGGCUGCGGGCAGCAUGGCAUCCGCAUCUCCAUCUCCACCGAUGUCCUGACUAACAGUCAGCUGGCUAGCACCCUCGGAUCCCCAGCACGUGUUUUGGUGCAUGAGUGGGCGACAUUUCGCUGGGGAGUGUUCAACGAGUACGGCCAGAAGGGGAGCUACAGUUCUACUACUCGCCAUCCACGGGGCAACUGGAGGGAGUUCGGUGCACAGAAGGGAUUGCCGGACUCAUUUACCAAAUGGACCCGCAGACAGGCAAACCUACAACCGGAAACCAUGCACAACUACAACGCACCUAGUCGCCACAACCGUCUGUGUGGACAUCGCAGCACGUGGUCUGUCAUCGCCGGGUCCGAAGACUUCAAGAACGGCCGAAACCCUCCGCGCGAAGGGGUGGACACCAUGCCAGUCUUCACUAUCGUGCAGGCCCCUGGUACCCCACGUCUGGUGCUGGCCCUGGAUACGUCCUCCAGUAUGUCUGAAGACAACAAACUGCUGUUGAUGAGACAAGCGGUGGCGUCGUUCAUCAGCGACGGCCUGCCCCCCGAGACCGUGGUGGGCAUGAUAACAUUCAACGAAAACGCCGACGUGCAGCGACCACCGGUGACCCUGAGGACACCCGAGGACAGGCAGAAGUUUGUGGAUCAUCUGCCCACCGACUGCGGUGGCGCCACCAGCAUAGCAUCGGCGCUAGUCCGCGCUGCAGAGCUUCUCCAUAACACUGCACCUACGACUAGCAUCCGUAAUGUCUCAAGCUCCGAGCUCCCGGCUCUGUCAUCUAUGGGUCACGUGCUGGUGAUAACGGACGGCGAGCAGACGACCGGCCCUGACGUCAGCUCCGUGAAGGGGAGGCUGGAGACUGCUGGUCUCGCGGUCAGCUUCGUCCUGCUCGGAGGUCAACCCCCCGAUGACCUUCUGGCGUUAGCGCGUGAUACAGGCGGAAGAAGUUACUAUGACCUCAACGGCCCAGAAUCAACCGCUGCUGUGGAUGCUUUGUUCGAUUUUCUGGACAUCUUCAACACCGGGGCAUUCCCUUCACCUGUUCAGUUGUGCAGCAGAGCAAGAGAAGUUUCCUCUGAAAAAGGUUUGGAGGGAGAGGUGGCUAUAGAUGCCGAUGUUGGGCAAACAACAGUAUUCAUCUUUUCUUACUCGGAGUCAGCGCCCGAAGUCUCGGUCCGUUCUCCUUCCGGUCGGUUUUACGACCGACGCUACCCUGAAUACCUUCUGGACGCCAGGCUUCAGCUGAUCAAGAUUCAAGUUCCGUUAAAAGCCGAGACAGGCAGGUGGAAGUACAAGGCCAUCAACACCGGCAUCCGCCAGAGGAUCUCGUUGCUGGUCUUGUCCAGUCCUGCGAAUGCCAGCGAUGUCCCGGUACAGUUGACGGGUAGUCUGAUAAACAAACCUAACGUCUGGCCCACCACCAUGCAUAUCAUCGGCGAGGCUACGCAGAGAGGUCGCCCUGUCCUCGGACUGACCAUGUACGCCACGGUCUUCGGACCUUUUGGGGAUCCCAUCAGUACACAGCUCAUGGACAACGGCGCAGGCUCAGACAUCGUGGAGGACGAUGGGGUGUACUCACGCUACUUCUCCAAGUUCACGGGCCCUGGCCUCUACACCGUUCGCCUGACAGCCACCGGCUUCUGUCCGGAAGGAGAGAAUUCCUCUCAAUGCACACCCGAUCCACAGUACGGAAAUGUGGAACGCACGGCUUCAGCUGGUUACAUCUUCAUCACUAUGAACACCAGCGCCCACCAAUCCAGCAGCGGAAGUGACGACACAGAGGCACCCGUGCGCAUCUCCGACCUGCGAGUGGUGAAGACAUCCAGCAAGAACCGCACCGUCGUGCUCAGCUGGCGGGCGUCUGGAGAUGACACAGACCAAGAAACAGCGUCUGAGUACGAGGUGCUGUUUGCGCCGACGAUUGCUGACCUGCUGACCCUCUCCAGCCGCGUGCUGGCCGUGACCAAGGCGGAGGUUGUCCACGGCAACCUGAAGGCGCCGCAGUCGUUCGGCAACCGCGAGUACCUGAGCGUGCGCAUACCCGCCUCGCUGGAUCAACGUCAGCCUCGUCUUCACUGUCGUCGCCAUCGACGAAGCAGGAAAUAAGGGAGAGCACUCCAACUACGUGACCGUAGGGCUGGGCACCGUGCCGGACCUGACGGACCACAAGUACUGGAGGGAAGGACAGUUUCAAGAUGCUGUCAAUCUCGCUCCGCCCAAGAAACAAAGGGUCGUCAUCGCCGGGGUAUUGGGAACCUUCUCUGGUCUUCUGCUUAUUGUCGUUCUCUCUUCGGGUGCGAUGACGUACGUAUGCAGAAGAAAAUCUUGUCAGCCGCCAGAAGCAGAUGAAGGCAGCAAGAUGGAGAGGCAUACAAAUGGAAAGAGCAGUAACUACGUUUUGCAGAAAUCGACUCACCACAACGGGAUGUUUCGUCACGACGUUUGACAUCGUUGUCAAGACUAUCAGGGUGUCCUCUCCCAGACUUACAGAUCAGAAACACACAAAAUGAGAUUUCACAAAUGUACAUUUCGAUUUCAUCAGCUCACUUUUCUGAGUUAAGUACUUGACAGAGAGACAAUUUUAUUUGCCACCGGAUGAUUCGGCGUCCAUCAUCAUCACCACCGGUUCCUUAGCUGUGUGAUUGACCGGGGAGGGGAUGGAGGAAAGUCUGAUAUUAUCUUCAACACUCUCCGUCUCUAUCGGUUCUCCUCCAUUCUCCGCAUGGUGCGAUGAAUGGCAGGCUAAUCAACUCUUGGAGGUCGUCUUCCCAUUGCUGUCUUUGUCUGCCUCGUCUUCUUUUAUCUCCCUAUACUCUUCCAUCAGGAUCGUCUUUGCAAGUCCCUUAUGAUCUUGAGGUGUGCCCGCACCACUUCAGCUCGCGUCUUUUGACUAUGAGCAGCAGGUCUUCGUGGGUCCUAAGAAUUUGCCUGAUUCUCUUUUGUAUUUUCUUACAUCUCUGUCGUGAGGCAGACUUUGUGGGCGACGGGAAGGAAAGGUUCAUCAUAUAUCAUCUCAUGUCCAUGGCCUGCGUUCUGUUUGCCCAGUCAAGGUCAUAGUUUCACAUGUGUGAAGCAAGAUGAAGAUGACCUGGACUCUAAUGCAGAGUACGCCAUUUUAUAACCCUUUCAAUUGACUGAUUGAUGUUCGUCAUCCAUCUAGAGGCUGGAGGUAUAAUCCUGAUAGAGUGUCGGGAAAUGUAGUGUCAUACAGGCUUCAAUGUAGGAGGAGCUGAACCCUUGCAUCUGAGCGGCAGACUAUUUUUGGCCUCUCACCGUUACGUCCUUUGAUCUCAUGUUUAGUCAUGUGAAUCCAUGGAUUCCACUGACAUUUUCUAGCUUAUCAACACGGUCAGAAAGUCUUCGUUUUUUUUUUUAACACAAAUAACUCAUCUAUGUCGAUAAUUGGGUUGCCUUCACUGCUGACUGAACCCUAGGGUUCUUCUGCCAUGACUCUUUCGUGGAAGACAUUCAGCAGAAGCUCAUUUUCAUUUAGUCCAGAUGGAAUUUUUUUCUCCCGAAGAUGUUGAACAGUGUUGGGAGAAUAUACAACCUUGUCAGAUUCGAGGUAUUGCUAUAAAGCAGUCUCCUACCCUUCAGAAGUACUCUUAUGUGUAGGUCCUCUUUGUUAACAUACACACACAAUAGAUACAUUCGAGGAAUGUAGGAAUAGCAAUUAGUGCUUUAGCAGCAGCCGUAGUGGCGACACGACAAUCACCAGCAACAUCAGUAUAUAUCAGUACAUGACAGUUAUUUUGCUCAGCAUGCAGAGGACAAGAAAAUAGUAGGCGUGACAUCAAACGUGUCCACCGUUGCCUUACCUAUUGCACUUCUUGCACCUUACCUACACAAGCUGAAAUAAUGUCAACUGAGAUGGAAAGUGCUCCUCCUGGUCUUUUUAACAACAGCAAAAAACAAUAAGAAAAACGUCAGCUACGGCUUGUUUAACAAGAAAUCAUCCGGUGGCAAGAUCACGGUUUGUUAACGAGAAAGUGUCAAAGGCGCAGUUUGUUCAUGAGAAAUAAGAAGCGUGAAAGAUCACGGCUUGUUCAGAAGAAAACAGUUAAUGUCAAGGUUGCUGCUUGUUAGCAAGAAAGCUGCUGUGUCGUGGCCCCAGCAGACUCCGCGGCGAGCUUUCAAGCGUAACGCUGACGCCAUCUUUGAUCUUUUUGUGUGCAAGUUGACGAGGAACCUCGGCGAUGACUUGUCCCGUGGUGCGCAAGCGUCAGCGGCAGAUAACUCACGCUUCGGUGCUCUCCGAUGUUGGCUCGUUUGAAGCUUUUGCUAAAUGUUGGAGAGUUGGAAGGAAGGAGGUGUCUCCGGAAACUCUGCGAGAAGCGGGAGAAAUUGAUUUCUUUUUCUUUUCAGUUUUGCUGAAUUAUAUGACCCACAAGCAAAACAAAAUAUCGUAUUCACGAGAGAAAACAAAAGCAUAAGAAAACGUUUAAAGGAAACGUUACAUGGCAGAUCGUGCUGGCGACAGCAGUAACGUCAGGCUACAAAAGUGAGGCCAGUUGAUGGCGUCACCAAAGCUUUUGCCGGGCACGGGGCAUCUCGACCCAGCGCGCUUGAUGAGAAAUGGUUUGGGGCAUUAGUAUGCAUAUCGUGAAACUCUAUUGGCGGUUGCCGCAUGUUGGGCCAUAAAACUUAAACAUCCCUCUCGUCCAGACGAGAAUCAUGCUCGCUCCAUGCCUUAUUUUCUGUCGCCCACAGGCAGGAGGAAAAAAAAGGAAAAAAAAAACCCACUGGCCUUACUCCGUUCCAUAAAGCUUUAAUGCCAAACAUGGCUGGGAUUACGAUGACACAAACGAAGCUGAUAUCGUUGUGCCCACGAUGGUUCCUCGCCCCCCUUCACUCCUCCAGGCAAACCAACCCCCUCCCCACUCGCACGGUGUCUGAAAAUGCAGGCACGUCUGCAUGCGCGUGGGCAUGGCAACGACAGAGCAAGGGAGUGCCCGCGAGGGACAGCUGGUGGAUUUGCAGCACUUAAUACUGGUUGACAAGCCUGAGCGGCUGGAGUAGCCACUGUUCGAAUAACGCCGUGUGGAGCCCACGUUCAUUGUUAUCCGCGCUUCUCCACACUUUAAUGCACUGCUUAUGUUACCUGAAGUGAAAUUUAACUGUGAUGCUGCCAAAUUGACAGGAAAUAGCUUCUGUCAUUGUCUAAUCGCUAUCAAAUAGUAAUUUAUACAGUUUUUACAUGUGUGUGUGUGUGUGUGUGUGUAUGUCUGUUUUCUGGUUCAUUUAUGUCGUGGUUGUUGGUGACUGUGGUGAAUAGGAGAUUUGUUUAUAAGCAUACUUGAGAUCUUUCAUUUUAAUACAAUUUGACAAUCCAGGUGUUGGAUAUGUGGGUGAAUCAAUUGUGGCCAGAAUGAUCAAUGACUAUUAAUUUAAGAGGACUGUUUAAAUAAAACCGCAAAUGUAUUUUUUUCUGGCACCCGCUGGAGUCUUCUUGCCAAUGAUUGUUCAAAAUCCAUUUUGACAUACUUUUAUUUUGUUCUUUAUGAAUUGUUGCCAGUCCUUUUAUAUUCUUCGCACCUAACGAGUUUCAAGUAGCGGCGAACUUCGAUGUCACCUGCCGCAGUAAAACUUUGCGCUUAUGUCGGCACGACGUUCUUGACCUCGCUCUUCAUCAUGGGGCGUCCUUAGGAACAGCCGCGUAAUCUGAAGAGUUAGAACAUUUCUAAAUGCCGCCUGUUUGCUGACAUUUUCUGCCAAGCAGCAUUUAGUUCAAGUGUUGAAUUAAAGCUCACAGCCAUCGGCUUGGACCUACUCAGAGCACGCAGUGAAGAUGUGCAAGCAUGUGAGCAAUACGUGUACGCAACUUUUUGAUGUUGAAAAACUGCGACAACGAGACCGCACACGUUGUUGCAGAACUCCUUCUCGAAAGUGCUACAGGCCAAGAAACGCAGUUUCAUUAAGAUGCUAUUUCAGGCAAAAACAAAUUUUAUAAUAAUACCCAGGACGUUGCUGCAGGCCAAGAAAUACAGGGACAUCCCAUCAGUACUACAGCAGGCGUGACGACGCUACUGCCGAGCCUCCUCGACAGCUACAGACCAAAAAUUACAGUGUCGGAUGGAAUCUGUGACAAAAAAGACGAAGGGUAUCAUUUCCUACCAAAAAAAAAAAGCAAAAACUAUCUUGUAACAUAAAACCUGUGUGUGUGCAUGAGUGCGUGCGUGUGAGAGAGAGCUAGUGGGUGUGUGCGAGAGAAAAAUAUAGAAAGGGACUAUAAAUGUCACUACAAAGAAAAUAUCGCUUUGAUUUUCUCUGUUGACAUAAAUAUUCCUUCGUUGUUAAUAAAGAAUGCUGAAUUCUGUC